UGAUAAUUUUGGCGCAAAACGAACAUAUAUUCAAGAAUCCACCAACGUUACGUUACUUUCAAACAAGGCAAACAAAACCCGGCUGAUUCACUCUCACUUCUACCAAGAAAAAAGUUCACACAAUUACAAGAUUAGCUUCAAAUUCCAAGACCACUCCUCACUUCUCCUCCUUCACAUUUUCCCCUACUCCCCAAAAAAAAAAAAAAAAAAAAAAACCUCAUUUUCUCUCUCCUCGCGCCAUAAAUGGCGUCUUCUUACCUGCGCAACCAUCUCACCAUAGCAAGAUCACCGAACGAUUCAACUCACGGAAUUCUCCAAACUGGGCAAUCCACUCAAAUCGCCGUCAAAAGUCGGAGAAGAAGAACCAAUAUUCGCGAUUUCCGAAUUUCUGCUUCGAAUGGAAGUAGUAGUAAUGGCGAUUCUUACCUUAAUAUGUGGAAGAAAGCUGUGAAGCGAGAACAAAAGGAGAUUGAGUUUCAGAAAAUUGCUCAGAAUUUGCCUGCAAUCGAUGAGGAGAAUCCUGAGGUCUUGGAGAGGAAGAGCUUUGAAUUCCAGAAGAUUUUGGAAGUUUCUAAGGAGGAGAGAGAUAAAGUGCAGCGGAUGCAGGUUAUUGAUCGUGCUGCGGCCGCCAUUGCUGCUGCGCGUGCUCUUCUUAAGGAUAAGAAAGUGAACACUCUCGCGAAUGCCGCGAGUUUGGCGAGUUCUAGGGUUCAGGCUGAUAGUAAUAGAGUUUCGAGCUUGGAGAUUGAAGACGGAGCAGGAACAGAUAGUAGAAACCUUUACAAGCAUCAGCCAAGAAUUUAUGGAGAAGGACCACCUGGUCCAGACUUUUGGUCUUGGACACCCCCACCAGAGGAUGAUUCGAUUCAAAGUGAUGUCAGUAACGCAGAGAGAGCUCCAAAGACCUCUGUGAAUCUAUGUCCAUCAAAUGAGGUGAUGGAGAAAGAGAGGGCUGCAGAAAUUCUGUCAAUACCGUUGGAGAGCACAUACUUAGAAAGAAACCUUCUCCCACCUUUUCAAUCAUUGAUGGAUGUGCACAACGUAGUAGCUCCUGAAACUACUCAAGACGUCCCUGUAACGAAAGAGGAAAUUGGCUCUCAAUUCUCAGCUCAUGCAGCAGAAGCAGCUCAAGCUUUACAUGAGGUAGAAGGAAAACCAUCUUAUGGGGUAAAUCGUGAUGGAUCAAGGUGGUGGAAGGAGACAGGAGUAGAAAGAAGGCCUGAUGGUGUUGUGUGCCGAUGGACGUUGAACAGAGGUGUGACUGCUGAUGGGGUUGUAGAAUGGGAAGAGAAAUACUGGGAAGCAGCAGAUGAAUUUGAAUACAAGGAACUUGGGUCAGAGAAGUCUGGACGUGAUGCCAUGGGAAACGUUUGGCAUGAGUAUUGGAAGGAAACAAUGUGGCAGGAGCAUGGGCUUUUACAUAUGGAGAAAACUGCAGAUAAGUGGGGAAAGAACGCAAAGGGUGAUGAGUGGCAAGAGAAGUGGUUGGAGCUUUACGAUGCCACUGGAAAAGCUGAGAAGUGGGCACAUAAGUGGUGUAGCAUUGAUCCCACCACUCAACUACAGGCUGGCCAUGCUCAUGUUUGGCAUGAGAGGUGGGGAGAAAACUACGACGGUCAAGGUGCAAGUAUAAAGUAUACUGAUAGAUGGGCGGAGCGUUAUGAAGGAGAUGAUUGGGUAAAAUGGGGUGAUAAAUGGGAUGAAAACUUUGAUCUAAAUGGUCAUGGGGUGAAGCAGGGGGAGACCUGGUGGCAAGGUAAGUGUGGGGAUCAGUGGAACCGUACAUGGGGUGAGAAACAUAAUGGCUCUGGAUGGUUGCACAAGUAUGGCAAAAGCAGCAACGGGGAGCAUUGGGAUACUCAUGUGCAGGAAGGUACGUGGUAUGAGAGGUUUCCACACUUCGGCUUUAUGCAUUGCUUUGAAAAUUCUCCCCAGCUAAGGGAAGUUACAAAACCAUCAGAGACAUGAUAAAUUAUGGUGCGAAUAAUUCUCCUAUACUAAGAUGUAAAUAUUACAUAAGUGCUAUUUUCCGUAUAGAAUGAUAUGGUCAAAUCAAAGAUUGUAUUGGUUGUCUGCAAAUGCAGAGUGUUGUAUCGGAUAGGUUUUAUAUCCCUAUAAAUCAUGUAUUGUACUUUGUGUUCCAUGUUGACAUGAAUUGUCUUAAUAAUUAAUCACUCUUCGAGAUGUA
Molecule: messenger RNA, 2188 nt
Organism: Beta vulgaris subsp. vulgaris (sugar beet)
Lineage: Eukaryota; Viridiplantae; Streptophyta; Magnoliopsida; Caryophyllales; Amaranthaceae
Exons: 4
Coding region: 244-1968 (574 amino acids)
Biological process (GO): regulation of starch metabolic process; starch metabolic process
Cellular component (GO): chloroplast stroma; starch grain
Molecular function (GO): starch binding
Source: RefSeq, a predicted model, not a curated record